Messenger RNA from Hymenoscyphus albidus, 7036 nucleotides. The record is from the annotation of a GenBank genome assembly. NCBI's taxonomy places the organism in Eukaryota, Fungi, Ascomycota, Leotiomycetes, Helotiales, Helotiaceae.
UCUUCUCGUCCUCUCCCUCCUUCUCGAACUUUGAACUUCCCAAGCUAAAGCCCCAAACUUCGUCGACCAAUUCUCGAGCAUCGGGAUUCUUUCGUGUGCAGCGUGUUCGUCUCGUUGCUUUUCUCUUCCCAUUCUCCUUCCUACGCUCGUUCAGGCGGCUCCUUCACCGACCCGGCGGAUCUAACCCUUCCAGGAGAUUAGAGUUCCGACGCGAAAGGGGUGCGCCGUCAUUUGUCAAUUUUCCUAGUCCUAUCGCUGUCACGGUCAGCAAAGCAAAACUUGGAAAAGAAGAGGAAGGGGCUACCAUUACCGGUAUUCUUCGAACAUUGUCAGAGCAGCAAUCACCACCAGGGCCUCGACAACACUACCACCACCACCCUAAUAUUCUGUGCUUUUCCGCCACCCAAGUUCCUUUCUCAUCCCAACUCCGGUCACUACGACGACCGAUCCCCUCCACCCCAUCUGCGAACAGGAGAAGCCGCUCGUUAGAUCUUGCUUACUUUGUUGACGGCCAUUCGUUGAAGCGUCCGCAUCAACAUUGUGGAUUUGCAUCCAGCUGAUUCCUUCUUGUGUUUCUUCUUCGAUACGCCUUCAGCACUUAUACGAUCAACCGUAAUUUCAAUGUCCAUUUAAUCGUGAGUGUUGUUCCACUUCCAUUCACCACGGCCCAGCCUCCCUCCUUGAUCGGGUGUUGCAGCCACGACUGCGAGAUCGAGGGAUCCAAUUACUGACCGUUUCCCCUCCAGACGGCCUCAUUUGAAUACAAACAUGUCGGGACAACCACCUCCGGGCCAUGCCCAGGGUCAAGGUCACCCGCAAGGCCACUACGAUGACGGCUACGGCCAACAUCAGCAAGGGAAUACUGAUUCAUACUACCAAGAUGAUCAAGGACAACAAUACUAUGACAACCAUGAUGGAUAUGGCGAUCACCAAGGAGGAGGCCAUCCACCUCAUGCAGGCGGUGACGGAUAUUACGAUGAAUCGUAGGUUUAACCAACCGAGUGCAUGGAGAGCUGGGCUAAUCUUGGACCAGCGGUUACUACAACGCAGAUGCGAACAACCCGUACCAGCAGGAAGGUGGCUACUACGAGGGUCAGGAGCACGACGGUCAAUAUCAAGACGAAUACUACAAUGACCAGUAUUAUGACCAAGGAGGCGCUGCUGCCGGUCAGCACCCGCAACAGAAACGUCGCGGGGAUUCUGAGGAGGACUCCGAGACAUUCAGCGACUUCACCAUGAGAUCCGAUAUGGCCAGAGCCACGGAUAUGGACUAUUAUGGACGUGGGGAUGAACGCUACAAUAGCUAUAAUGAGAGUCAAAUGGGCGGUGGCCGUGGGUACCGACCGCCCUCCUCCCAAGUCUCCUAUGCUGGCAAUCGAUCUUCUGGCGCUUCUACGCCCAACUAUGGAAUGGACUACAACAACGUUCUUCCAGCUGGUCAAAGAUCCCGCGAGCCAUACCCGGCCUGGACUUCUGAUGCCCAAAUUCCAUUGUCAAAGGAAGAGGUUGAGGACAUUUUCCUGGAUUUGACCGCCAAGUUUGGUUUCCAGCGUGACAGCAUGCGAAACAUGUACGACCAUUUGAUGACACUCCUGGACUCCAGAGCAUCCCGCAUGACUCCAAACCAGGCUCUUCUUUCUCUCCAUGCUGAUUACAUUGGAGGCGACAACGCCAAUUACCGAAAGUGGUACUUUGCCGCUCAUCUUGAUUUAGAUGAUGCCGUGGGAUUUGCCAACAUGAAACUCGGCAAGGGAAGCAGAAAGACCCGAAAGGCUCGAUCCGCCGCCAAGAAGAAGGCAGCUGCCGACCCCAAGGACGAAGCCCAAACCCUCGAGCAAAUGGAAGGAGAUAAUAGUUUGGAGGCCGCCGAGUACCGAUGGAAGACUCGCAUGAACCGCAUGUCCCAACAUGAUCGUGUUCGACAAAUUGCGCUCUACCUCCUCUGCUGGGGUGAAGCUAACCAGACCAGAUUCAUGCCCGAAUGUCUUUGCUUCAUUUUCAAAUGUGCCGAUGAUUAUCUGAACUCACCCGCAUGCCAAAAUCUGGUUGAGCCGGUUGAAGAAUUCACAUACCUGAAUGAUAUCAUCACCCCUCUCUACCAGUACUGCAGAGACCAGGGUUAUGAGAUUGACGAGGGCAAGUACGUUCGUCGGGAAAGAGAUCACAACAAGAUUAUUGGUUAUGAUGACUGCAAUCAACUCUUUUGGUAUCCCGAGGGGAUUGAAUUAAUUGUAUUGGAGGACAAGACUCGACUUGUCGAUUUCCCACCCGCUGAACGCUUCUUGAAACUCAAGGAGAUCAAGUGGAGCAAGGUCUUUUUCAAGACUUACAAAGAAACUCGAUCUUGGGGACACAUGGUGGUCAACUUCCACCGUAUCUGGGUUAUCCACAUCACUUCCUUCUGGUUUUACACUGCUAAGAACGCACCUACCCUCCUGGUCAAGAACUAUGAACAGGAGAAGAACAAUCUGCCUCCGGCAUCCGCUCAAUGGUCUUUCGUCGCCAUUGGCGGUGGUAUCGCUACUCUGAUUAUGAUUGUCGCUACAAUUUUGGAAUGGUCGUAUGUUCCCCGUCGAUGGGCAGGAGCACAACAUCUUACCAAACGUCUUUUAUUCCUCCUCGUAGUCUUCGCUCUCAAUGUUGGACCCAGUGUUUACAUAUUCGUCAUUCCAGAUACACAGGAAACCAAAAUUGCGCUCAUUCUCGGUAUCGUGCAAUUCAUAAUUGCCAUGAUCACGUUCUUCUUCUUUUCCGUGAUGCCCCUGGGUGGGCUUUUCGGAAGUUACUUGACCAAGAACACUCGCCAGUAUGUCGCAAGUCAAACCUUUACGGCCAGUUACCCUCGCUUGACAGGCAAUGACAUGUGGAUGUCUUACGGUCUUUGGGUAGUGGUUUUCGUUGCCAAACUUGCUGAGUCGUACGUCUUCUUGACGUUGUCUUUCCGUGAUCCUAUCCGAUUUUUGGCUUCCAUGCAGAUUUCCACCUGCCAGGGAGAUACCAUCCUGCAAUUAUACCUCUGUCCUUAUCAGCCAAAGAUUCUUCUGGGUCUGAUGUUUGUUACCGAUUUGUGUCUGUUCUUCCUCGACACUUUCAUGUGGUAUAUCAUCAUGAAUGCCAUCUACUCUGUGGCUCGUUCUUUCUACCUUGGUGUUUCCAUCUGGACACCAUGGAGAAACAUCUUCUCUCGUCUCCCCAAGCGUAUCUACUCCAAGGUCCUCGCCACCACCGACAUGGAGAUCAAGUACAAGCCGAAGGUCCUCAUUUCUCAGAUCUGGAACGCCAUCGUUAUUUCGAUGUACCGAGAGCAUUUGCUUGCCAUCGACCACGUUCAGAAGCUUCUUUACCAUCAAGUACCUUCUGAACAAGAGGGAAAGAGAACUCUUCGGGCACCAACGUUCUUCGUCUCACAGGAAGAUCAUUCAUUCAAGACCGAGUUCUUCCCAGCCCAGAGUGAGGCAGAGCGCCGUAUCUCCUUCUUUGCCCAGUCGCUUUCGACUCCGAUCCCAGAGCCUCUUCCAGUCGACAACAUGCCAACCUUUACCGUCAUGAUUCCUCACUACAGUGAAAAGAUCCUCCUGUCGCUUCGUGAAAUUAUUCGUGAGGAUGAGCCAUACUCCCGUGUUACUCUUUUGGAAUACCUCAAGCAACUUCAUCCACAUGAAUGGGACUGCUUUGUCAAGGACACCAAGAUUCUCGCUGACGAAACCUCCCAAUUCAACGGUGAUUAUGAAAAGAACGAGAAGGACACUGCUAAGAGCAAGAUUGAUGAUCUACCAUUCUACUGUAUUGGUUUCAAGUCUGCCGCUCCUGAAUACACCCUCCGUACUCGUAUUUGGGCCUCUCUCAGAUCUCAGACUCUUUACCGUACCAUCUCUGGUUUCAUGAACUACAGUCGUGCCAUCAAGUUGCUUUACCGUGUUGAGAACCCCGAGGUUGUUCAAAUGUUUGGUGGCAACUCUGACAAACUCGAACGUGAGUUGGAGCGCAUGGCUCGCCGCAAGUUCAAGCUUUGUGUCUCUAUGCAACGUUACGCCAAAUUCAAGAAAGAAGAGAUGGAGAACACUGAAUUCCUUCUCCGUGCCUACCCAGACCUGCAGAUCGCCUACCUCGACGAAGAAGCUCCUCUGGCUGAGGGUGAAGAGCCACGCCUCUACUCUUGCUUGAUCGAUGGACACUCUGAGAUCAUGGAAGAUGGAAUGCGCCGACCAAAAUUCCGUGUUCAACUGUCUGGUAACCCAAUUCUUGGUGACGGCAAAUCUGACAACCAAAAUCACGCCAUCAUCUUCUACCGUGGAGAAUACAUCCAACUUAUCGAUGCCAAUCAAGACAACUAUCUGGAAGAGUGUCUCAAGAUCCGUAGUGUCUUGGCUGAGUUUGAAGAAAUGACCACUGAUAACGUCUCGCCAUACACCCCAGGUGUCAGUAACCCGAAGGUCAACCCUGUCGCCAUUCUCGGUGCUCGUGAAUACAUUUUCUCCGAGAACAUUGGUAUUCUUGGUGAUGUGGCUGCUGGAAAGGAACAAACAUUCGGUACUCUCUUCGCUCGUACUCUUGCAGCCAUUGGUGGCAAGCUCCAUUAUGGUCAUCCUGAUUUCUUGAAUGCCACCUUCAUGACAACCCGUGGUGGUGUUUCCAAGGCACAGAAAGGUCUUCAUCUCAACGAGGAUAUUUACGCUGGAAUGACUGCAUUGCUCCGUGGUGGUCGCAUUAAGCAUUGCGAAUACUACCAAUGUGGUAAAGGUCGUGAUUUGGGAUUCGGCUCUAUUCUCAAUUUCACCACCAAGAUUGGUACUGGUAUGGGAGAGCAAAUGUUGUCUCGUGAAUACUACUACCUCGGUACUCAGCUUCCUUUGGAUCGUUUCCUCUCCUUCUACUACGCACAUCCCGGUUUCCAUUUGAACAACAUGUUCAUUAUGAUGUCCGUCCAGCUCUUCAUGUUGUGCUUGAUCAAUUUGGGAGCCCUUCGCAACCAGACCAUUCUCUGCAACUACAACCCCAAUGUGCCAAUCACCGAUCCUCUUUUCCCCACCGGAUGUGCUAAUCUUACACCUAUCUUGGACUGGAUCUACCGUUGUAUUAUCUCCAUUCUCAUCGUUUUCGUCAUUUCUUUCGUGCCACUCGUGGUUCAAGAAUUAACCGAACGUGGAGUUUGGCGUGCAGCGACUCGUCUCGGAAAACAAUUCUGUUCGUUGUCACCUUUCUUCGAGGUGUUCGUCUGUCAGAUUUAUGCCAACGCUGUCCAGGAAGAUUUGUCCUUCGGUGGUGCUCGUUAUAUUGGUACUGGUCGUGGUUUCGCAACAGCCCGUAUUCCAUUUGGCGUCCUGUUUUCUAGAUUUGCAGGUCCUUCCAUCUAUGUUGGAGCUCGUUCCCUUAUGAUGCUUCUUUUUGCCACUGUUACCGUUUGGCAACCAGCUUUGUCCUAUUUCUGGAUUUCUCUCCUCGCCAUGUGCGCAUCUCCAUUCAUUUACAAUCCCCAUCAAUUCGCCUGGAACGACUUCUUCAUCGACUACAGAGAUUUCUUGAGAUGGCUUUCUCGAGGUAACUCCCGAUCCCACUCUUCGUCUUGGAUUGCCUACUGCCGUUUGUCUCGUACCAGAGUGACUGGUUACAAACGUAAGAUUUUGGGAGACCCUUCAUCAAAGAUGUCUGGAGAUGUUGCACGUGCCUCCUUCGGUAACCUCUUCAUCGGAGAAAUUGUUGCACCGCUACUUAUGGUCGCUGUAACGCUCAUCCCUUACAUUUUCAUCAACUCACAAGUCGGUGUGCUUUCUGAGAGAAACGAGGGUAAAACCAUCAAGCCAACUGCGUCCCUGCUUCGUGUGGGAAUUGUUGCCGUCGCUCCAAUUGCCGUCAACAUGGGUGUUCUUGCGGCCAUGUUCGGUAUGGCUUGUUGUAUGGGACCAGUUUUGAGCAUGUGCUGCAAGAAGUUCGGAUCUGUUCUUGCCGCCAUCGCCCACGCCGUCUCUGUCAUCAUGCUCAUCGUUUCUUUCGAGGUCAUGUUCUUCUUGUCAGGAUUUGUAUUCGCGAAGGCCUUACUUGGUAUGAUCGCUUCCACUGCCAUUCAACGAUUCAUCUACAAGUUGAUCAUUUCCCUUGCCUUGACCAGAGAAAUGAAGACCGACACAUCCAACAUUGCUUUCUGGACUGGAAAAUGGUACUCUAUGGGAUGGCAUUCCAUCUCCCAACCAGCGCGUGAAUUUCUUUGCAAAAUCACUGAGCUCGGUAUGUUCGCUGGUGAUUUCAUCUUGGGCCACGUCUUGUUGUUCAUCAUGUUCCCUGUCAUUGCCAUUCCUCAAGUUGACAAAGCUCACUCUGUCAUGCUCUUUUGGCUGCGACCCAGGUAAAUUAAUACCCCAUGAUUCCCCAUAUCCAUUACUAACUCACCCUUCUUAGUCGUCAAAUUCGUCCUCCCAUUUACUCCAUGAAGCAAACCAAGCUUCGAAGGAGACGUGUUUGGCGUUACGCUGUGUUGUACUUCGCAAUGUUGAUUAUCGCACUUGCCCUGGUCGUGGGUCCAAUCCUGGUUGGUAAGACUAUCUUGUCGGAUAGUUUGAUCAGCAGUAUCCCUAUGGACUUGUUCCAACCUUACGGUCAAGAUAACAACGAUACUCGCAACCGUACCGAGACCGGAUCCAUCAGCGCUAGCGGAGGGGCAGCAGCAACAUCGCGUAGCAGGGCUCUCUUUUAGAUUGCCACUUGAUUUGAUAUUUGUGAGGGGGGCUGUAGUAUAGGAGGAAGUGGAGAUGGUAGUACAUUACAAUGAAAUUUUGGCUUGAUGAGCGAGCAAAACUUUGUGGUGGUGUGGGAAGUAAUUGUGUUUUGGUGUUUGCAUGGUACACGGCUCUUAGACAUUUGUUUUUUCUCCCUCUCGUUUUCCCCCUUCUCUCUCCUUCAUGAUACUGCGAGGAAUUACCUAUCUGAUGCCAGUAUGCGAUGGCUGUUUCUUUGAUCUUUCGCAACUGGGUAAAACACGGCUGUAUUGUAGGGUAUACAGCGGGCACGAUCAUAAUACAAAUGUUCUACAUUCAUUCCUGCU